AUGUCUUCCCACCUCCUCCAGUUUCCAUCCGCCCAUCACAACCCCUCCCAAGAAACCACCCUCUACCUCCUCCCCAAAGUCUCCCCCCGCUGUGCAACAGACUACACCAUUAACAAUGCCAUAAAUGGCAAAGCAGUCUUCAGAGUCACAGGCAAGAAAUAUGGCUCUACUCCAGGACGUGAGUUCCGCGAUGAGUCCGGGUUACCGCUUUUCAAAUUGACGAGAGGUGCUGUGCUAUCUAGAUGGCCGUGGAGAAUAACAUUACCGGAUAAUAAAGAGAAGGAUUUGGGGAGGGUUUGUGCCAGGGAUCCUUCAAUGAAAAUCAAACUUCAUAUUGCGCGGAAUUGUGUUAUUGGGGAUCGGAAACGAGAGGAUGAGAUGGUCAGGUUGGAGGUUCGGCGAACGACGACGCUAUAUAUGCUUGGUGUGCUUGUUGAGGAUGGCGAUAAUGAGGAGAAAUGGAAAGUUGCAGAUAUCAGAGAGUGUGUGGAGAGGAAUAAGACUGUCGGGCAUUGGCCUGGCGGGCCUUACGAUCAUGUGCCGCCGAAACGGGUUCUGGAUAUGAAAGUUGCGGAGGGGUGGAUUUGUCGAUUUUGA
This is a messenger RNA of Aspergillus chevalieri, 597 nucleotides long. RefSeq lists its product as uncharacterized. The record is from RefSeq and is a predicted model, not a curated record. Bases 1 to 597 code for a protein of 198 amino acids. Lineage: Eukaryota; Fungi; Ascomycota; Eurotiomycetes; Eurotiales; Aspergillaceae. The transcript has a single exon.